AUGGCCACCGAGGUGUACAACCAGGUCUACAAGGCCCAAGCGGACGUCGAGCACCAUUCUAAGAUUGAUGAGAAGAGCAGCGAUAGUGAUGGCCCAACGGAAAUCACCUGGACCGAGGAGGAGGAGAAGAGGAUUCGCAAUAAGAUCGACUGGAUGAUUGUGCCUUUGGUUACAACAUUGUAUCUUUUGUGUUUCUUGGAUCGUGCAAAUAUUGGCAAUGCGAGAAUCCAAGGCAUGGCGACCGACCUCAACCUGGUCGGCUACCGCUUCAACUGGGCAUCCUCGAUCUUUUACAUUGUCUAUUUGCUGGUCGAGGUGCCUUCAAACAUCAUCUUGAAGCGCAUCGGACCACGUUAUUACCUCCCCGCCCUGGUCGUCGGCUUCGGCCUCGUCUCGAUGUGUACCGCAUUCGUCGACAAUUUUCAGCAGCUCUGCACGGCUCGAGCGUUUCUUGGUAUCUUUGAAGGAGGAGCUAUGCCUGGCUUCGCUUUUUUCCUCUCCUGCUUCUACAAGCGCCAGGAGCUAUACUUCCGCAUAGGUAUCUUCGUCUCAGCAGCAUCGAUGGCCGGCGCCUUCGGAGGCCUCCUUGCCACCGGCCUCGCUCGCAUCCCACGCUGGGGAACCGAAUCAGCCCCCAUCCACACCUGGCGCAAUAUCUUCUUCUUCGAGGGUCUGAUCACCAUGUUCGCCGGGCUCCUCGCGCCCAUCUGGAUGCCUCAAUCGCCGCUGAAAGCCCACUGGCUGAACGACCGUGAGCGGUAUAUCGCUCACGAGCGGCUUAUUCGGGAGUACAAGUCUGACCCGAUGGAGGCUGUGAAGCCGCGCCAUGUGAAGCGGGCGAUGUUGAAUGUCAAUAACCUUGUUGCGGCGGGAGGGUUCUUCUGCAUCAAUGUUACGGUGCAGGGCGUGUCGAUCUUCAUGCCCACCAUCCUCCGCGACCUAGGCUGGACAGCAACCAAAGCCCAACUCUACAGCGUCCCGCCCUACGUCUGCGCCUGCUUCGCCGCCAUCGCCAUCGCCUUCAUCUCAGACAAGACCCGCCGCCGCGGCAUUUAUCUUGCCUCCUUCACCUUCCUCGGCAUCGCCGGGUUUUCCAUCCUCCGCUGGAACCACGACGAGCACGCUCGCUACGCCGCUGUGUACCUCGUGGUCAUCGGCGCCUUCCCCGGCGGUCCGGGCUUCUUGAGCUGGGCUGUCAACAAUAGCGCGGGUCCUAAUGUUCGUGCUGUGGCGAGCGGGUAUAUCGUCAGUCUUGGAACGAUGGGUGGGAUUCUGGCCACAUGGGCGUAUCUGGUUGAUGACGCGCCAUUGUAUCACAUUGGACAUAAUAUCAAUCUGAGCAUGCAGGUUGUGGUGUUGGUGUUGGCGACAUUUGGGGUGUUUUGGUGUAUGAGGGAGAACAGGUUGCGGAACCAGGGGAAGAGGGAUCAUCGGUUGGAUGGGUUGACGGAGGAGGAGCAGAGGGAUUUGGGGCAUUUGCAUCCUACCUUCCGCUAUAUCACUUGA
Molecule: messenger RNA, 1506 nt
Organism: Cyphellophora attinorum
Lineage: Eukaryota; Fungi; Ascomycota; Eurotiomycetes; Chaetothyriales; Cyphellophoraceae
Product: putative transporter
Exons: 7
Coding region: 1-1506 (501 amino acids)
Biological process (GO): transmembrane transport
Cellular component (GO): membrane
Molecular function (GO): transmembrane transporter activity
Source: RefSeq, a predicted model, not a curated record